Puccinia graminis f. sp. tritici CRL 75-36-700-3 is the source of this 2640-nucleotide messenger RNA. RefSeq lists its product as uncharacterized. The record is from RefSeq and is a predicted model, not a curated record. Lineage: Eukaryota; Fungi; Basidiomycota; Pucciniomycetes; Pucciniales; Pucciniaceae. The transcript has 3 exons. The coding region runs from base 1 to 2640 and encodes 879 amino acids.
AUGACCAUCGACCCCCUCCAGUCCAUUAGCGACUCCCUCAACCAAGCGAGCCAAAACCAAAAUCCCAACCCCUCCAAUACUACCUCAUCCCAAAUCCCUAACCCCACUCCAGCGCCUACCAAUAUUUCCACACCUAUCCCGAAAAAUCCAACAAACACCAUUCCUUCCGCCCCGUCUAAAGGGAAUCCGACCCAAAAAAGUACAGACGCUAGAAUGCAAAACCAGCUUAACCCACCAUCCAACCGGAAAGACAAUGGUACCGCACCAAAAGGAUCGGCAGCUGCCACCAAAAUCUCCAAAACCGCGAACAUCCUCAACAAAGAGAUCGGUAAAACGGUCGUGGGGUCACAAGAACCACCAAGCGCUAGAUCGCCCGAACCGAACGCAACCAAAAUCAAGGCAAGAAAUAUGCUGCUCGCCAAGGCUAUAAAAGCUCAAGAAGAAGGAGACGACGAGAAAUCAGACCGAUUCUUCGCGAUGCAUGACACACUACUCAAAGAAGAAACCCUCGUGGUAUCGCAAAACGAUCACGAGAUCCAAAUCCUCACAAGCCCGACAGUGAUCCCCCAGAAGAGGCCCGCAGUAGCCGGGGGAGCCACAGAAUCAAAAGGCCUUAAAUUCAAAUGGGGCGUCUCAAACUCCCAUGACGACGGUGGUUUCACUCCAUAUUUCCACAAAAACAUCUCUGAACUCAAGGGCCCAAUCCCCUUGACCAUCUUCAACAGGAAGUGGCAAGAAGAAGCUCUCAGCUAUCACUCAAAGAACCGUCCCAAAACGGACGAAACUUCAGCCGAGAAGGGUCUCCGAUAUCACGGAUUAGCAGUACCCGACGAGUGGACCCAAUCAUUCGCAGACUGGACACUAAAUCAUAGGUGUUUCUAUGAAACGAUGAGGGAUCGCUACAACUACCCGAUGUUAGCGGAAUGGUGCCUCAUCCACAAGGACAACUGCGACAAGCUACAACGCAAGCAUGGUUUCAUGGUCGCUCUACGCUAUGACAUUAGAAUCCGGAACAAUGCGUUCGCCUUCCGGGUUGAACGAGACGGAGAAGAAUUUGUAUCGGACAUCUCAGAGUACAAACCUGAAACCGCAGACGAUGCCCACUCAGAAGCCAGAAACUUCAACGAGUUAGGCCUCAGAGAUAACCCUUAUGCGGUGGGAGGACCACGGUACGGCUGGGACCCUCACACAGGCCAAAGAAGCGCCAAGUCAAACACCACGACAACUCCCUCGACAAAAAACGCAGCUCAAACCACACCAAGUCAAAACGCAUCGUCAUCUUUCCCUCAAUCCUCGAAUUCCUUUUCCCAAACCCCAAGCUCACUCCCAAUGAAACCGGGUAGUUCAGACCAGAACCAGGGGAGACCCCAAAGGAGCUCCGGUUAUAAGGGGAAGAAUUUUAACCCGAACCACGGGAACGGUUAUAAGAAAAGAGACUAUCAGCAAAAAGCAAGGGCCAUGAGUGCGAUACCGCUACAACCUUUAGGGGAGAUACCUCCAACAGAGCAAGAGGGAGGCAAAUCAGUAAUCUGGCCUGAAGAAGUCACUUGCGAAAUGGAUAUUGAAGAAUGGCAGAAGGCCCUAGGAGAGGCAGGCCUUACGGAGAAAUACUCGGAUGUCAUUCACGGACUCCAGUUUGGUUUUGACCAAGGUAUCCCUAAUCACGACUUAGGCCCAUCUAUCCCUUACUUCACCCCUCCAAAUCACCAAUCAGCCCUGUUAGCCCAGGAAAAGAUCGAAUCUUCAAUAAGCAAGGAAAUCAUGGCCGGCCGUAUGUACGGACCGUACACACACGAACAAUUGAUGGGGAAGUACAAAUUUUUCAGAUCUAACCCGCUAGGUGCGGUGGUGAACGGAGACGGCUCAGUCAGGCCGAUAAACGACUUAUCCUUCCCUCACAAUGAUCCUCAAAUACCCUCAGUAAACUCCUUUGUGGACAAAUUAGAUUACGUCACCACAUGGGAUGACUUCGAACGUGUCUCAAAAUUCCUCCGCAGCCAAGACACACCUAUUCUACUAGCCCUCUUCGAUUGGGAAAAAGCGUACCGACAAAUACCAACGGCCAAAUCUCAAUGGGCCUACCUUAUGGUCCGAGAUUUCAAUGGGGGCAUCCUAAUCGACACCAGGAUAGCGUUCGGGGGCGUAGCUGGCUGUGGCUCAUUUGGCAGACCAGCGGACGCAUGGAAAGACCUGAUGCUACAUGAAUUCGAUCUGAUCACCGUUUUCCGGUGGGUAGAUGAUAACCUAUUUAUCAAAAGGCUUGACUCCACCGUGGAGAUGGAGCAGAUAGUCGCGAGAUCGGAGAAAUUGGGGGUAAAAACCAACUCAACCAAAUACUCCCCGUUUGGAGAAGAACAGAAAUACAUCGGUUUCGUCUGGAACGCACCCCGGAAGACGGUGAGACUACCGGAUGAGAAGAAGUAUCAGAGAAUUCAGCAGAUAAAACAAUUCCUCGCACCAGGAGCUGUAUUCUCCUUCAAACAAGUCGAAGUCAUGGCGGGAAGACUCAAUCACGUAUCUUACCUCCUCCCGCAACUCAGGUGUUACCUUAACAGCCUAUAUCGGUGGAUGAAUGCCUGGGUCUAUAGGCACAUAGAUCUCCUCUUACCGACUGACGCACGACAGGAUCUGGAGGAUUGA